This is a messenger RNA of Lonchura striata (white-rumped munia), 7958 nucleotides long. NCBI's taxonomy places the organism in Eukaryota, Metazoa, Chordata, Aves, Passeriformes, Estrildidae. The record is from RefSeq and is a predicted model, not a curated record.
CACCGGCGGUGUCGGACGGGCGGUACCGGCGGGACGGGCCGGGCCGGGCGGACCCCGCGCACCCACCCCGGGUCGGCCGCGGCUGCGGGAGGCGGAGCGGAGCCGGCGGGUUGUGGCUGUACUAACACCAUUACUGGUUUGCCACUCUUAGAGUGUCCCCUUCUCGCAGUAUCUGUGCUUGCCCAUCAGACACUAUGAGGAGAUUGGCUUUUCGAGGUGCUGGUUCUACUCUGAAGAAGUUGGAUUCCAUGGGUUCCAAGAGGCGAAGAGCCACCUCUCCUUCCAGCAGCGUCAGUGGCGGCGACUUCGAUGAUGCCCAUCACUCCACCAAUGUACCAGGCCCAAGCAGGAAGAGGAGGCGACUUUCCAAUCUCCCAACUGUAGAUCCUAUUGCUGUCUGCCAUGAACUCUACAACACCAUCAGAGACUACAAAGAUGAGCAGGGCAGGCUCCUUUGUGAGCUCUUCAUCAGGGCACCCAAGAGAAGAAAUCAGCCAGAUUAUUAUGAAGUGGUUUCUCAGCCAAUUGAUUUAAUGAAAAUACAACAAAAGCUGAAGAUGGAGGAAUAUGAUGAUGUGAAUGUGCUGACUGCUGAUUUCCAGCUUCUCUUUAACAAUGCAAAGGCUUACUAUAAGCCAGAUUCUCCUGAAUAUAAAGCUGCCUGCAAACUAUGGGAGCUGUAUUUGCGCACAAAAAAUGAAUUUGUUCAGAAAGGUGAUGCUGAGGAGGAUGAUGAUGAUGAGGAAGGACAUGACAAUCAAGGAAAUUCUGAAUUAUCAUCUCCAGGUUACCUGAAGGAAAUUCUGGAACAGCUUCUUGAAGCUGUAGCUGUUGCCACAAACCCCUCAGGACGACUCAUAAGUGAACUGUUCCAGAAACUUCCUUCUAAAGUGCAAUAUCCAGACUAUUAUGCAAUAAUAAAGGAACCCAUAGAUCUUAAAACCAUUGCCCAAAGGAUACAGAAUGGAACUUAUAAAAGCAUUCAUGCCAUGGCCAAGGAUAUAGAUCUUCUGGCAAAGAAUGCCAAAACCUACAAUGAGCCUGGAUCCCAAGUAUUCAAGGAUGCAAAUGCGAUUAAAAAGAUUUUUAAUAUGAAAAAGGCUGAGAUUGAGCACAGUGAGUUGGCCAAGUCAAGUCUCCGAAUCAGGACUGCAUCAAAUUUGGCUGCUUCCAAGCUGACAGGUCCUUCCUCACAGGGUAAAGGCAGUGUUGGGGAUGAGAGAAAUUCUUCUAACAAAUAUUAUCGUAACAAAAGAUCAGCCCAAGGGGAUCGUUUAUCAGCAAUAACCAUGGCGUUGCAAUAUGGAUCAGAAAGUGAUGAGGAUGCAGCUUUGGCUGCUGCUGCUCGUUAUGAAGAGGGAGAGUCUGAAGCUGAGAGCAUUACCUCCUUCAUGGACACUUCUAAUCCUCUUUACCAGCUUUAUGACACAGUCAGGAGUUGCCGUAAUAACCAGGGCCAGCUCAUCUCUGAGCCCUUUUUCCACUUACCCUCCAAGAAAAAGUAUCCUGAUUAUUAUCAGCAAAUUAAAACACCCAUUUCAUUGCAGCAGAUCAGAACCAAGCUGAAGAACCAUGAGUAUGAGACUUUAGAUCAGUUGGAGGCUGAUCUGAAUUUGAUGUUUGAAAAUGCCAAGCGGUACAAUGUCCCCAAUUCUGCCAUCUAUAAAAGAGUUUUGAAAAUGCAGCAGGUUAUGCAGGCAAAGAAGAAGGAGCUUGCUAGAAGAGAUGACAUUGAGGAUGGGGACAGCAUGAUUUCUUCUGCUACAUCUGAUACUGGAAGCUCAAAAAGGAAAAGCAAAAAGAACAUCCGGAAGCAGCGGAUGAAGAUCUUGUACAACGCGGUUCUGGAAGCUCGGGAGCCCGGCACAGGCAGGCGGCUCUGUGAUCUCUUCAUGGUUAAGCCAUCCAAAAAGGACUACCCAGACUACUACAAAAUUAUCCUGGAGCCAAUGGACCUGAAGAUGAUAGAGCACAACAUCCGCAAUGACAAGUACGCGGCGGAGGAGGCCAUGAUCGAGGACAUGAAGCUCAUGUUCCGCAACGCCAGGCAUUACAACGAGGAGGGCUCCCAGGUGUACAAUGAUGCCCAUAUGCUGGAAAAGAUCCUUAAGGAAAAAAGGAAAGAGCUGGGACCCUUGGCUGAAGAUGAUGAUGUUGCAUCCCCUAAACUAAAGCUAAGUAGGAAAAGUGGCAUUUCUCCCAAGAAGUCCAAGUACAUGACUCCAAUGCAGCAGAAGCUGAACGAGGUGUACGAGGCCGUGAAGAACUACACGGACAAGCGCGGGCGGCGGCUGAGCGCCAUCUUCCUGCGCCUGCCCUCCCGCUCCGAGCUCCCCGACUACUACGUCACCAUCAAGAAGCCCGUGGACAUGGAGAAGAUCAGGAGCCACAUGAUGGCAAAUAAAUACCAGGACAUCGACUCCAUGGUGGAGGACUUUGUCAUGAUGUUCAAUAAUGCUUGCACAUACAAUGAGCCGGAGUCUUUGAUUUAUAAAGAUGCCCUGGUCCUCCAUAAAGUUUUGCUUGAAACGCGGAGAGAAAUAGAAGGAGAUGAGGAUUCUCAUGUGCCCAAUGUCACUUUGCUGAUUCAGGAACUUAUCCAUAACCUCUUUGUAUCCGUUAUGAGCCACCAGGAUGAUGAGGGCAGAUGCUACAGUGACUCCUUAGCUGAGAUUCCUGCUGUUGAUCCCAACUUCCCAAAUAAACCUCCUCUGACUUUUGAUAUUAUCCGAAAAAAUGUUGAAAAUAAUCGCUAUAGGAGAUUGGACUUGUUCCAGGAGAACAUGUUUGAGGUGCUGGAGAGGGCACGGAGAAUGAACAGGACUGAUUCGGAGAUCUAUGAGGAUGCAGUGGAACUUCAGCAGUUCUUCAUUAAAAUUCGAGAUGAACUCUGUAAAAAUGGAGAGAUUCUGCUGUCACCUGCUCUCAGCUACACCACCAAGCAUCUACACAAUGAUGUAGAAAAGGAAAAGAAGGAAAAACUGCCCAAAGAAAUAGAGGAGGAUAAGCUCAAAAGGGAGGAGGAGAAGAGAGAAGCUGAAAAGAGUGAAGAUUCCUCUGGAUCUGCUGGGCUGUCAAGUUUGCAUCGGACCUACAGCCAGGACUGCAGCUUCAAGAACAGCAUGUACCAUGUGGGGGAUUAUGUGUAUGUGGAGCCUGCAGAGGCCAGCCUGCAGCCUCACAUCGUCUGCAUCGAGAGGCUGUGGGAAGAUUCAGCUGGAGAGAAAUGGCUCUAUGGCUGCUGGUUUUAUCGACCAAAUGAAACUUUCCAUCUUGCAACACGAAAAUUCCUGGAGAAAGAAGUUUUUAAAAGUGAUUAUUACAGUAAAGUUCCUGUUAGCAAAAUUUUAGGCAAAUGUGUAGUCAUGUUUGUCAAGGAAUAUUUUAAAUUGUGCCCUGAAAACUUCAGAGAUGAGGAUGUCUAUGUGUGUGAGUCACGCUAUUCUGCAAAGACAAAGUCUUUUAAAAAGAUUAAACUGUGGACUAUGCCUGUGAGCUCUGUCAGAUUUGUCCCACGAGAUGUGCCCCUGCCUGUAGUCAGAGUUGCUUCUGUGUUUGCCAAUACAGACAAAGUAGAUGAGGAGAAACACAGUGAAACCCUGGAGGACAGUAAGGUGGGAGAAAGUAUCCUUCAUCUUGAAAAGGACAAAGAAGAUGUUCCAGUAGAAAUGUCCAACGGGGAACCUGGUUGCCAUUACUUUGAGCAGCUCUGCUACAAUGACAUGUGGCUGAAGGUUGGGGACUGUGUCUUCAUCAAAUCACAUGGGCUGGUGCGGCCUCGAGUGGGCAGAAUUGAGAAGAUGUGGGUGCGAGAUGGAGCCGCAUAUUUCUUUGGUCCAAUCUUUAUACAUCCUGAAGAAACUGAGCAUGAGCCAACUAAAAUGUUCUACAAGAAGGAGGUGUUUUUGAGUAACCUGGAGGAGACCUGUCCCAUGACUUGCAUUUUGGGAAAGUGUGUCGUUCUGUCAUUCAAAGACUUCCUCUCCUGCAGACCAACAGAAAUCUCCGAAAAUGAUGUUUUUCUUUGUGAGAGCCGCUACAAUGAAAGUGACAAACAAAUGAAGAAAUUCAAAGGGUUGAAGAGGUUUUCACUGUCUGCAAAAGUUGUAGAUGAUGAAAUAUACUAUUUUAGGAAACCCAUAGUUCCUCAGAAAGAGCCAUCUCCUCUCCUAGAAAAGAAGAUUCAGCAGCUGGAAGCAAAAUUUGCUGAGUUGGAAGGAGGUGAUGAGGACAUGGAAGAGAUGGGAGAAGAGGAAGGUGAUAUGACUGAAACACCUUCUAUGCCUCAGCUUCAGGCCCCCUUAGCCAGUGAUUUGGAUAUAAUGCCUUAUACUCCACCCCAGUCCACUCCCAAGUCUGUUAAGGGCAGCACCAAGAAGGAGGGAUCAAAAAGGAAGAUCAACAUGAGUGGGUACAUCUUGUUUAGCAGCGAGAUGAGAGCUGUGAUUAAAGCUCAGCACCCAGACUACUCCUUUGGAGAGCUCAGCAGACUUGUAGGAACUGAAUGGAGAAACUUGGAAGCAAACAAGAAAGCAGAAUAUGAAGGUGUUAUAGGCCAAAAUGUGUCCCCUAUGGUAGGCACUCCAGCACCAGGAGCAAGUCCUUUUGGACAGCAGAUGGGGAUCCUGGGCCCGCCGGGGCAGCAGGCGCCCCCGCCGUACCCCGGGCAGAGCCCCGCCAGCCAGCCCGUCAUGCAGCAGCCCAGCACCCCCAUGUUCGUCUCCCCUCCACCAAAGACACAGAGGCUCCUCCAUUCUGAAGCCUACCUGAAAUACAUUGAGGGGCUCAGUGCUGAGUCAAACAGCAUCAGCAAGUGGGACCAGACCCUUGCAGCACGGAGACGAGACGUGCACCUGUCCAAGGAGCAGGAGAGCCGGCUGCCCUCGCACUGGCUGAAGAGCAAGGGCGCUCACACCACCAUGGCCGACGCGCUGUGGCGCCUGCGGGACCUGAUGCUGCGCGACACGCUGAACAUCCGCCAGGCCUACAACCUGGAGAACGUGUAGGCACAGCACGCUCCUGCUCCAGGAGCCACGGGACAAUAGCUGGUUUAGUUACCGGGUGGGAAGAGAUAACCUACAAUAAUUUGUAUUGCAUUUUACUGUACAUUGCAAGACCAUUUUUAUAUAAGGACACUUUUAAUAAGCAUAUUUCACUUUUUGUUAUAUUAAGUUGACUUUAUCAAAUACACGGAUUUUUUGCAUAUGUUUCCUUUGUUUGAAAGGCGAUUUCAUAAUUGGUUGAGUGUAGUCAAGGAUUCAUCUUUCUUAUACUUUAUUGCUGAGAAUCUGAUGCCAUUGUUUUUAUAUUAAAAAAAAAAAAAGGAAAACAAAGUAUUUACAGAUUGAUACAGUGGAAUGUGAAUUAGUCAUAGUUUACAUCCUAUAAGAAUGUGUGUACCUGUGCUUGUGUGUGCUGGCCACUUCGGGCAGAACUGCUCGGGUGUGAACAGGGAGGAUCUCUUAAAAGAAGCUAAAGGUAAGCUGUGCUUUGGCACUAAGGAAUUUGGCAUUCCAAGUCAACACUGAGGCAGCUGAGUGGGCCACAGCCACCCUGGAAGUGCUGGUGUGGACAGGACAAAGGUGUCUCGACUGCUCAUGUUGUCCAGUCCUGUCCAGUUACCUAACUGUGUAGCCAAGGCCGUUGUGAUCCUAAAUCAGUAACACAGUCCCUGUGCUGGCAGGCCCUUAGAGGGGAAGUGUUUCAUCUGCCAUGGCCUGUGCUGGGGGUUCUGCAUGUCCCCAACACCCAGCAGUGGGACCGGGAAGCUCCUUCCCUGGGAGAUUCUGUCUGUGCUGGAAGAGGCUCGCAGAACUCGGAACCAGCCCAGGUCUUGGAAGGUAAGUUAGGAAGGAAAAGUGGAGUUGUUCUGUUAGUGAAGUAAUAUGAUGUUUUUUGAAAUUCACACAAUUGGGCAUUGUAAGACAGUUUUGUAUGCUUUUAAGUGUAUUCAUUAACCUUAGUGGAAGUUUUGCAAUGCAAAUUUGAGUGAAAUUGGAUGCUUAAAUUAACUUGAAAGUAUAAUACUACUGUAUGGUAUGUGUAAGGUCAGCAUACCCAGUACAUUGGAAAAAUAGAGUACUUGCAUUGCAGCCUUCAAAGGGUUUGGGGUUAUUUUGGUUUUGUGAUUUUUUUUCUUUUUUUUUUUUUAAAAUCUAAGUAAAGUAGGUAUUGACUCUUCUUGCCAAAUUUUGAGGUUGCGGCUGCCUUCUGCUAAAAACUUACCUGUCCUCAUAACUAACCAACCUUUUGGACUACAAAGUUAUCUAUUUAAAGGUAAAUCCUUUCAUUUAUUUAAUUUUGGAAAAAGUAUUAAUACUUUUGAAUUGCUUUAAGUAACUGGGAAAGCUCUAUGAAUUUGGGAAAAGUCAGCAGGAAUUUGGGCACUGCAACUCAGCCCAAAUGAACUGCUUUACUGAUACACUUCAUUUAUGCUAGAGAUAUUCAUCAUGUGGAAAUGACUUCUAAAGUCUUUUAGUACAGAACAUUUUCAUUUCGGUAUAUUUGGCAGAAGGUUAAAUUAAAUAUUUUCCUUCAAAUACUGGAUAUCUUGGGGUUUGUUUUGCUGAUGUGAUAAAUACUUAUGAGGGAAAUGACACUUGCAAAUAUAAACUGCGAUUUAAUUUUACUGGCCAAUUCCUCUCCCUCUCCUAUUGCGAUCUUCCAGUCAUUGCACAAAAUACCCCAGGUAAUUAUAAAUAGGCACUUAUAGAUGGUUUAGGUCACAUGUGCAAUGGAUGUGAAGGAAAUGGAGCAAAACAACAUAGAGGGAAAUUACAGUUUUGAACUCUACAAGUAGAACACUCAUGGUACAGAAAUUCUUUACUGGCCUUUGUAAAUUUCCAAUUUUAUUUAAUAAAGUAGAAAUGGAAUAGUCUUAGACCACCCCUAUAAAAUGUGUUUAAGUUACCAUAAGUUUUGCAGGUUUUAGCCACAAAGAUAGGAUGUUGAAGUGAAUCAGGCAGCAAAAUCCUAGUUUUUGAGCAUUUGGAACUAUCAUGGAUUGUACUAAUACACCACCAGAUUCUCCUCCUUCUCAGCAUUAACAAAAAUUACACCAAAGAACCUGGGAUGAAUUUAAUUAAAUUAUUGUUUUAUUUAUUUUCUUUUGAGGACUGGAUGGGACUCCCUUUGGAGCCUGUAUAACUCAGAUGUUUAAUUUAUCUGAAGGUCAGUGAUGAGCAGAUGUGCAGCACUGGCUCUCUCCUGCCAAGCAGCUGAAUCCCUCUUUUCACUGCUCUUUCUGGCCCAGGAGCAAGAGAUUGGAAGUGCAAACAAAACCUGGCUCCUCCCUCAAGGCAGUGCAGAGCACUACCACUAAGCCACUGGGCUGGCCCUGAUCAAUUAUUUUAAGCCUUAUUUAUUUCAGAAUCGUUUCUCUCUAUACUGGAGGCAUUUCAGUUGAUUGCAGUGAAAUUUAGGAUAUAAUGGCUACAGUCUAGAAUUCAAAACCAGCAAAAAAAACCUUUCUCAUUCUGGUUUAAAAAAAAAAAAAAAAAAGACAUGUCUGUCUGUCUCUUUUUCUCUUUGUGGGUGUUUGAGCCCCUCAUCUGUUUUUCACUGCCGUUCAUUGUACUGGCGUAAACAAAACUUUCAUUUUAAAAUAAAAGGAUGUGUGGGCAAUGGUUGGCUUCUGUGAGAGUGGAAAAUAGAUAAAACUAGGACAGGUAUUUUCAUAAACCAGUUGGAGACAACUAAUAAUUAUUUGUUCUCUUCCUCAGUCCUUCCCUUCCAUGAGAAAAUUUAUUGUUUGUGUAAAAAUUCAAGAUGUUGAUGUUGGUGACUUUUUUUCAGCAUAUGUUUUUGUACCUGGUUUAUCCAUGCUUGGCUUUUCAUUAGAUCUUGUACUGCUGAAGGCUGAGCUGCUAACCAGGUUUAUAACAUGUAUGUACCAUCACUUUGUUUACCUGAGUCUUUUUAAUUUGAAUAAAAAUAGUUGGCAAAGUGUUUUGGAUUAA